CCGAAUUUGCCGCGACAGAAUUGUUCUGUAAGCUAUCGAUAAGGUUCGUGUUUUUUACAAUAAGUUGGAUGCUGUUUCCGACAGCAAGUCAGCAGGAAAUAUUUUUUGAGAACUGGUCCAGACUGGUUAGCUGUAUCAGGUGGUCAAAUUAUGACUCGUAGCAUGAACAUCAGAUUAAAAGCCCGAUUUACCCUGCGAUCUGCAGUUCAAAGGAAGUUUGCUUUUCGAGUCCUACUGCUUCAUGACGUUCGACAUAUUGUUCUAUUUUUCUGAGAAAUAUACGUACUUAAAUGUACGCCGUUUUAACACGUUACCGUACCUUCCCUGUGCCAUGUUGCAGACGUGUCAGUGCCUGCUAGAAUCAACCGGAUUGUUUUCGUGUACAGUAGUGGCUGCGCGCGGCAGCACUGAGAGAAACUGAGUAGCACUGAAAAGAACGGUCCUACGUAGGUGUCUCUGAUGUAACAUUUGUCGGGGACAUGUUAGUCUGUCCGUGGAGGUACACCAAACGUGGACGUCUUUUCACCGGAGCAAAAGAACAAGAGUCACCUAGUGCAAAUUACAACUGAAAUGCGCAGCACUGAUCUCGUUUAUAUCUCGGAGCUCUACUUUCCAUGGAUAGACCCUAUGUGUAGGAAGAGUCGAAAGACGAAGCAGGCAGCUGAUGUCACAAUAACCUCUCACAGGACAGAAUGUUUACCCUCACAGAGGUAGCGUCCCUCAAUGACAUUCAGCCAACCUACCGGAUACUGAAGCCAUGGUGGGAUGUGUUCAUGGAUUAUCUUGGCGUGAUCAUGCUGAUGCUGGCAGUGUUUGCUGGGACAAUGCAGUUAACCAAAGACCAAGUGCUUUGCCUCCCUCACCUGGAACCCGAGAAGGAGCUGGUGUGUCCAGAUAGCUUCUCACCGCAAAGUUCGCACGAGACCGCCAGAGCAGUCACACCACUAAUCCCUAAGGAUCUCCCUGAUAGUGACUUGCACUCAUUGUAUACAAAUCCGCCAUUACCUGUCAGUGGGAGCCAUCCGCUGCCCACAGGGCUGAAAACAAACUUGGACUUUCAGCAGUAUGUCUUUGUCAACCAGAUGUGCUACCAUAUGGCCUUGCCCUGGUAUUCAAAGUACUUUCCCUACCUUGCUCUCAUCCACACGCUUGUACUGAUGGUUAGCAGUAAUUUUUGGUUCAAAUAUCCAAAAACUAGUUCAAAGAUUGAGCACUUUGUGUCUAUUCUUGGGAGGUGCUUUGAGUCACCGUGGACUACUAAGGCACUGUCUGAGACUGCCUGUGAGGACUCUGAAGAGAACAAGCAGAGGUUCACCAGCAAUUCCACUGCACCAAAGAACAUUUCCACAGGCGGUGAAGAAGAAAACGCUAAUGCGUCUACACCCAUGUUGCAAAAAUCAGAUUUGAAAUUCUCUGCUGAAAGACCGGUCACAGAUGUCCCAAGUGUGACCAUCCUGGACAGAAAAGAUGGAGAACAGGCCAAAGCCCUUUUUGAAAAGGUGAGAAAAUUCCGUGCUCAUGUGGAAGACAGUGACUUCAUCUACAAGCUUUAUGUAGCUCAAACAAUCAUAAAGACAGUGAAGUUCAUUUUGAUUUUGUGUUACACCUCAAACUUUGUUGCCGCCAUCAGUUUUUGUCACGUGUGUAAACCUCCUAAUCUUAAAGAGUUAACUGGGUACGCAACAUUCCAGUGCACACACAACAUGGCAUUCAUGUUGAAGAAGAUCCUCAUUAGCUAUAUGGUUGUGAUCUGCAUAUAUGGGCUGGUGUGCAUUUAUACCCUCUUCUGGCUGUUCAGACGACCCCUGAAGGAGUACUCAUUUGAGAAAGUUAGAGAGGAAAGCAGCUUCAGUGAUAUCCCUGAUGUAAAAAAUGACUUUGCCUUCCUCCUGCACAUGGUUGACCAAUAUGACCAGUUGUACUCCAAGAGGUUUGGUGUCUUUCUCUCUGAGGUUAGCGAGAACAAGCUGCGUGAGAUCAGCCUGAAUCACGAGUGGACCUUCGAGAAGCUGCGUCAGCACGUGGGCCGCAAUGCCCAGGACAAGCUGGAGCUCCACCUCUUCAUGCUCUCCGGUCUCCCCAGCGCCGUCUUCGACCUCACCGACCUUGAAGUGCUGAAGCUGGAGCUGAUUCCCGAGGUCAGGAUCACCGCUAAGAUCUCCCAAAUGACCAGUCUUCAGGAGUUGCAUUUCUAUCACUCUCCCGCUAAGGUGGAGCAGACCGCGUUUAGCUUUCUCCGAGACCGCCUCCGGUGCCUUCACGUCAAGUUUACGGAUGUUGCGGAGAUUCCCACUUGGGUCUACCUGUUGAAGAGCCUCAAGGAUCUGUAUUUAAUUGGGAGCCUGAACUCUGAAAAUAACAAAAUGAUAGGUUUAGAAUCCAUGCGUGAGCUGAGGCAGCUUAAAACCCUGAAUCUAAAGAGCAACCUCAUGAAGAUCCCAACAAGCAUCACAGAUCUCUCUCCUCACCUCAUAAAGCUUGUGGUUCAUAAUGAUGGUACAAAACUAGUGGUGCUCAACAGCUUAAAGAAGAUGAUGAACUUAGCUGAGCUGGAGUUGCAUAACUGUGAGCUGGAGAGAAUCCCCCAUGCCAUUUUCAGCCUGAGCAACCUGCAGGAGUUGGAUCUGAAAUCCAACGUCAUGCGCACUGUUGAAGAGGUCAUUAGUUUCCAGCACCUUAAGAGGUUGACUUGCCUCAAGUUGUGGCAUAAUAAAAUCAUCAGCCUCCCUGUAUCCAUAAGCCUUGUCAAGAGCCUUGAGUCACUCUAUCUAUCACACAACAAACUUGAGAGCCUGCCCACGUCAUUGUUCAACCUUCCCAAGCUGAGGCACUUGGACCUCAGCAACAACUCCAUUGUGGUGAUUCCGCCCGAGGUGGGUUUUCUGCUGACUCUUCAGCAUUUUGCCAUCUCGAGCAACAAGGUUGAGAUUCUGCCCAAGCAACUCUUCAGAUGUGUGAAGCUGAAAACAUUGUGUCUGGGGCAUAAUGGCAUUUCCGUCAUCUCCGAGAGAAUAGGUCAUCUGACACAGCUCGUGCACCUGGAGCUGAAGGGAAACUGUUUGGACCACCUCCCGGCCCAGCUGGGACUGUGUCCCCUCCUCCGGCGGAGUGGCUUCAGUGUGGAAGACCAUCUCUUCGACACUCUGCCCCUGGAAGCUAAAGAAAGUAUGAGUCAGGAAUCCAAUGUUUCCUUUGCAGGGGUAUAGUACGAGUGAACGUUUUACAGGGCAGAGUGGUUCCUGUUUUUCUUUUCUUUUUUUCUGUCAGCUUUUGUCCAUUAGCUUUAACCACAUCAAUGUUCUCUAUGGGUUUACACUUACAAACUGCUGGUCAGGUUGUAAUUAGUCAUACAAUACCUCCUUUGAAAGGCAAGGCUAUAUGUUGAUUCCAUUACAAGAAAUGGAUCGUUUAACCACCGGACACAGCCGGGUGCUGAUAAGGAGGGGUUCCCCAACUGCGGGGAUGUAUCAGCAUAACCUCACCACUCUCUGUGCCACUCAUGAUAAUACUGAGGCAAUAGGCUAAGCCUUUGAGUUUAGAAGUAAAACCAUAUUGAUGACAGAAAAAUUAUACAUCUGUACUUUAGUGAUAUAACAAACAGGCUGUUCUUUUUAAUUCACUUUUAAAUUUCAUGUUUAACACUUUGUACCAACUUUUGAAUUUUUAGUUUUAAUUUUAUUUGUUUAUAACUGGAGAUGGUGUACAGACUGUUUGUAUUCAUCUGUCAUAAUAUUCAAGAGGGACUUCGAUUUUUUAUGUUUUUAAACAUUACAUAGUUUAAACUGACAGAAAACUGAUUGGACGGAAAACCGAUCCGGCAUAAUGAAACAUUACUUAUGGUUCUAUUUGACAUGAUGGUCUGUACCAUUAUGCGGUUUUAAUAUAUUGAAUUAAUUGAAGGUUGCCAGACAUCAAGGAACAACUAUAUAUGCCCUGAGAAAACAAGAAAAUACCAUAGUACUGUACAAUUAUCUAGAAGCACAUUCUGAUAUGCUACUUAAAAUGGCAAACCAUGGCUUCUCUGGCUGGUCUGAGCAUUUGCAUUCCAAAAUGGCCGUGGUGAGCAAAGCUAGUGUGUGUUUUUCUGGUGCAAGAUGCUGCUCUUAGAAUCCUUCGCCUUAAGCCACCUUGAAAAUGCUACACAUUAACUUGAUGUCUCUUGAGAACAUGCAAUGGGUAUCAUGGCUUUAAAUGAGCACCUGCCAAAUAUGGAUUAAUGUUACUUGUUGUGGGUAAUUUAUUCACCCUCUAGCGUUCAUAUCAAUUUGGACCCCUUUAAUUUAGCACAUUAUGGUUUCCAUUUAGCAUACAGAAGUCCAUUACUAAGAAGAAAAAAAAAAAUCUAAAUAGCACUUGUAGGUCAAAUGGACAUCAGAGUACUCUUCAGCUUUGGCUGGAUUGACAGAUCAGAAGCUCUGCCCUUGAUGGUGGCAUUCCUUGUAGUCAGUUGCUAAACAUUCCAAAAUCCAUCACUUUUCCUGGUCAAUGUUUCUCCACAGUGUGGUGACCAGUUGACUGGUUCAAAGAGAUGUGGAAAUACUGAAAGGGUAACAAAACCAGGUGAUCGAAAGGAGAAAACGAUGAAACGCAGAAAUUAUAGCAAAAUGAUAGAAAUUCAGUGAUAAGUGGAAAAUUAAAAAAUGUUCGAUUUUUGACACUUGUUGCAAAAAACUACACCCAAGAUGACAAUGCUAAACUGAAAAUUGCAUUAAGAGGUCUCAUCUUAAUUAAGGCAAGAAGUUUUGCAAUGUGAUUCAUGUUCAUGUAUAGCUAUCCCUUCAGGGAAGCCCUUUCACAACAUUGUGUCAAGCUAGCUAGGUGUAUAGUCAUGGCUGCUGUAAGACUAUAACUAUAGGCCUACCACACUGUUUUGGUUAUAUCCUUGAAUUCUCAAAUGAAAAAACAUGAAUUAGAUUAGAGCAUUCAGUUUUGUCAAUGAAGACUAUUGUGUGGUAUGAGAUUAGGGUAGUGUCAUAUUGUUUCCUGGAACAUUUGUUAAUGGUAAUUACGUAUGGUUGGCCACACUGGCAGAUUCUAAAAAUUUGUAUUUGAAGACCUGUGGAAUUAUUUCUGCUAUUUUUCAUAAACUGUGGUUUUUAAUACAUUUUUAUUAGACAAUGGCAGAUAAUUAAUGUUGCUGAAAUUGCUGAAAUCAUGCAUGAUGGUGAAAACCCACAGGAAUAUCUGGAACAGCUAGGCCAAGGCUGCCUAACCCUGUUCUUGGAGACCUAUUGUCGUGUGGGUUUUUCGCUCCAACCAUAAAAAAAGCACACCUCAUUCAACAACUAGGCUGUGUCCAAAUCAACGCACUUGCCUAAUAUUGAGAAUACCUGUUGAGUACGCUGGAUGAAAAGGUUAAGUAGGUGAAAUUUUCUGUCAGCGGUAGUGUACUUAAAAUCCCAGGAUGAUAGACAUUUCUGGUUUUGAUGAGUAUAUUCAUGAGCAUACUUUUCAGGAAGUAAAGAGCCCAUAAACAUGAUGCGCAGCUUUAAGAACGAGGUGUAGCUUUGCUGACGUUUUCCUUCAUCAACAAUUCUUUUUUUCAUCAGCGGUAAGGAGCGGAAAUGUAUUGCAACACUUCCACAGUACGCUUGGUAAAUAGUAUAGUACCAUAUUUUUCACAUACUGUCCAUCGCUUACUAAACAAACAUACUAAACACUCAUGCCUAGUAGACAGGACAUAUGUUGGGCUGCUAAUUAGUCAAAGCAGGUGUGCCAAAUUUGGGUUGAAAUGAAAAACCUACGGGAUGGUAGAUCUCCAGGAACACGGCUGAUCAACCCUCAUCUAGGCCUAUUUGAACAGAAAUUCUGUGCUUUGAUUCCAAGCAUUUACUGUUUAUUAUUAAGUCUGUUUUAGAGCACAAUAGCAAGCUAUUAAGGUUCAUUGUCUGUGUACUAAUACCAUUUUGUAAGCUUUUGAUAACGUUUCAUCAAAAGGUACCCGAAUCGAAGAAUAUAGAAAUCACUUGUUUUAUAAUGUUUCUGUAUGGCUUUCACAAUUAAAUUGUAUUGCUUGGGUAUGUUCAGUUGUAGCAUAUUGCUUUGUUCUUUUGGUUAAAUUUGUUUUUGCUAGGCUAUCUAUUAUGUGUAUUUACAUCUUGUAAUUUACAUGAACUUGAAUGUUUUUAUCCCAUGCCAUGUCCACUGGUAGCGAGUAAAACAUGGGAGGCGGUGUUCCUGCAGGUGGAGGUUUCUUUGACUCCAUAGUGGUUUGGGUGUACUCAUACGCUUAGAAGCAAGGUCUACUGUAUGUGAAUUGUUAUUUAAUGGUACCGAGUGAUAAUUUUCAUUUCUCAUGUUAAAGCAUUUUUUUUUCUUACUGGGGUGACUUCUUUGAUGGCAAUUCCCCAAUCCACUUAGCAUGAAUAGUCGCCCAGUGGUUUGAGGAAUUGACAUUGUCCACGUGUCGUGGCCUUUGUCACCUGAUCUGGCCCAAAGCAGGCAUUAAUGAGUCAUUGUUGAGUGACCCCUGAGACUGCAGUCUCUACUUCCAUCAGCUAAGUGGGAGUUGAACCAACUUUGGUGUCAUAUAACUCCUGCAGAAUUCCAGGAGCAGGUUGAUCAUGUCUUGGUGCAAACACACUGUGUAGAUCACGUAGUUUCACUUUCUUGGCUAUGUACCUGCAAGUAUACGGCAUGUUACCUUAUGAUGAAAUUAAUCAAAUGUAUUUUGUUCAUUAUACAUUGGAGACAAAGCCAGAAGGUUGUGCUUUAAUCAUUUCAGUACAUGAGAACUAGUACCAUGUAAGUACAAGACCACCGCAGGUAAAACUUGGUUAAAACUAAAGCCUUUUUUUCUUUUUUGUUCAGUUCUUUUUUUCUCAGGUGCAACAAAAUUUUGUGGAGAAUUCUCAGCUGAAAAAUGAGUUCCUUGCUUGCCAGCAUGCAUACUUGUUAGACUAAUAAAGUGACUGCAGACACUUAUAGUUUUGUUGACAUGUUUAAGAUUUACAGUAUAAAUCUGAAUGUACAGUAAAAAUCAGAGCAUUUCUUUUAACAGUUGUUGAAACACUACACAGGGUAAACAUACAGCCAGUCUUGACUAAAAUGUCUUAGUCAUCAGGUUAGAGGUGCUUUACAUAAGUGAACCAAAUUUGUUGCAUAUUAUUGUAUAGUGCUAUGGCAAAGGCUUCCUGCAAGGAUUGUCCACAUGAAUAUUCUCUAAUGUUUUUCACUAAUUGUGUCAUCUGGGUGGCCAAUCAUGCCUUGGUAUUUGAAUAAAUGUGGUGGGGAAUACAACUCCAGCUGAAGCCAUAGUGCUAUCUCCAGCUGGUCUAUGUUAAGUGUAAUCUCUCGGAGUGACACCAGAGGGCGCAUCCGUGCUAGACGGAAAACCGAAAUGAGUUUACUAAAGAUAAAUGACGAAAGAUAAGUGUCUCGUCAAAAAAUGGGUACAUGCUUCUGGCUUCUGGCACCAAAGCAUUGUUCCUUGCAUACAAGUGAGUGCCAGAAACAAAACCUGCAUUCAGUCUUGCUUCACACACACUUAUCCAAACAAGGUUUAGAGACAUGCCCUGGCUUUCUUCUCCUUACUGCCCACUCUCAAGAAACGUGUAGCACAUCCGUUUAGAUCAUUAAAUCACAAUCCGAGGACUGCUGGUUUUCUACCCUCCCUGUACCUGGAAGUUAGGUCAGGCCACUCAGUAGAACUAAAUGUUGGGUGAAAAGAAAACCAGGGCCAGAUUUGGAUUUGAGGUCCAGAUUUCAUGAUGGCUGGUUUCAACUGUAUGUUGUCCAAGUACAUUUUCGUGAACAAAAUAUACUCUUCUUCAGACAAUUCUACAGGUAAUAUGGCAUGAUGCAACACAUUUCACAGUAGCAACAAGAACACUUGUAGGGACAGUCAGAGGUUUUUAAUUGGCAUACAGCUGAGAAAGUGUUACAGCAAGCUUCACAAGUAAAUGAUAGUGCCUAAAAAUAUCCUUCAGAAUGCGUGCACCAGUAAUAACCUACUGACCGGUCUGAUAGUCAAAUCUGAGUUCCAACAGUGAUUGUUCGUCUUAGUUUUUUUCUUUUCUUAGGUCUCUGCAGGAAAUGUCUGUCCUUGUGUUUGUCUGCAGGAAAAGGUCAUCUGUACAUAUUCUAGUUACUUUUGCCUUUUUAACUCAAACUGUUACAAAAAUCACCUCCAGCGUGGAAUGCUCUGGCGUCAGUGAGAUAGGAAAUUAUUUGUAUGGCAAUUUUGUCUAAGCCAGAAAACCAUGGAAAAAAAAAUGUUUCAAUAAAGAAAUAAAUAAAUGGACGUGGAAAA
This is a messenger RNA of Conger conger (European conger), 8251 nucleotides long. RefSeq names its product volume-regulated anion channel subunit LRRC8D-like. Bases 693 to 3206 code for a protein of 837 amino acids. The transcript has 2 exons. Gene Ontology annotation, molecular function: protein binding. Lineage: Eukaryota; Metazoa; Chordata; Actinopteri; Anguilliformes; Congridae. The record is from RefSeq and is a predicted model, not a curated record.